CCGGUUCUCCUCUCCUCACCCGCGCCAGAGCUGCCCGAACCUAAGAUGGCGGCAGGCGGAGUCGGCGCGGCCGCGCUGGGCGGGGCCUCGGUGAUACGACGUGGCCGAGGGCGGUGCUAGCGCCCUCGCCCCGCCUGCUCGGCCCCGAGCCCCCGGCUGUCGGGUGGGAGGGCUUCGCUCUGCCAGGUACGCGCACACCUGCUCCCCGUAGGCGAAAUGAAGUCCCCGGAUCCACGCCGGGCCCUGAACGAUGGCGAGGACAGCACGGACAGCACGCCUCUCCUGCGGAGCGCCCCGCGGGCCGAAGCCGCUCCAGUGUGCUGCUCUGCUCGUUACAACUUAGCAGUUUUGGCCUUUUUUGGUUUCUUCGUUCUCUAUGCAUUACGAGUGAAUCUGAGUGUUGCAUUAGUGGAUAUGGUAGAUUCAAAUACAACUUCAGAAGAUAAUAGAACUUCUAACGAGUGUGCAGAGCAUUCUGCUCCCAUAAAAGUUCUUCGUAAUCAAACAGGUAAAAGGUAUCAAUGGGAUGCAGAAACUCAAGGAUGGAUUCUCGGUUCUUUUUUUUAUGGCUACAUCAUCACACAGAUUCCUGGAGGAUAUAUUGCCAGCAAAGUAGGGGGGAAACUGCUGCUAGGAUUUGGGGUCCUUGGCACCGCUAUCUUCACCCUGUUCACUCCCCUUGCUGCAGAUUUAGGAGUUGGACCUCUCAUUGUACUCAGAGCACUAGAAGGACUAGGAGAGGGAGUUACAUUUCCAGCCAUGCAUGCCAUGUGGUCUACCUGGGCUCCCCCUCUUGAAAGAAGCAAGCUUCUUAGCAUUUCAUAUGCAGGAGCGCAGCUUGGGACAGUAAUUUCUCUUCCUCUUUCUGGAAUAAUUUGCUACUAUAUGAAUUGGACUUAUGUCUUCUACUUUUUUGGUAUGGUUGGAAUAUUUUGGUUUAUUUUAUGGAUCUGGCUAGUUAGCGAUACACCAGAAACUCACAAGAGAAUCUCCCAUUAUGAGAAGGAAUACAUUCUUUCAUCAUUAAAAAAUCAGCUUUCUUCACAGAAGUCAGUGCCGUGGAUACCCAUGUUAAAAUCACUACCACUUUGGGCUAUUGUGGUUGCACAUUUUUCUUACAACUGGACUUUUUACACUUUAUUGACAUUGUUGCCUACUUAUAUGAAGGAGAUCUUAAGGUUUAAUGUUCAAGAGAAUGGGUUUUUAUCUGCGGUUCCUUAUUUUGGCAGUUGGUUAUGUAUGAUCCUGUCUGGUCAAGUUGCUGACAAUUUAAGGGCAAAAUGGAACUUUUCAACUAUAUGUGUUCGAAGAGUUUUUAGCCUUAUAGGAAUGAUUGGACCUGCAGUAUUCCUGGUAGCUGCUGGAUUUAUAGGCUGUGAUUAUUCUUUGGCUGUUGCAUUUCUAACCAUAUCAACAACAUUGGGAGGCUUUUGCUCUUCUGGAUUUAGCAUCAACCAUUUGGAUAUUGCUCCUUCGUAUGCUGGUAUACUCCUGGGCAUCACAAAUACAUUUGCCACUAUUCCAGGAAUGGUUGGGCCUGUCAUUGCUAAAAGUCUGACCCCUGACAACACUGUUAGAGAAUGGCAAACUGUCUUCUGUAUCGCUGCUGCUAUUAAUGUGUUUGGCGCCAUGUUCUUUACACUAUUUGCCAAAGGCGAAGUGCAAAACUGGGCUCUCAGUGAACAACACAGACACAGAAACUAAAGGAGCCAGUAAAUAACCCUGUCUGUAUUAAUGUAUUUUUAUAUAUCAUGUAACCUAAAAGUGCCUUUGAUAUUUUAAUGUAUAAGCAUUCUAUAUACAAAAAAAAAUGUACCUGUAUUAAAUUUUUAAAGCUUGUAAUCAUGAUAUUUCACUAGUUGCCAAAUUAGUAAAAUUAGCUAUUUUUAAUUAUUAAUUAUAUAUGCUGGAACUUAUACUUUAGGUUCACAUUGCUUGACUGCAAGUCAGGCAACAUGAAGUAAGGGAGUUUUAUUUAUUUUUAAGGGCCAUACUUAAGGGAAUGAGCUAAAAUGGACCUCUCUAAUACCUUUGCUUAACUAAACUAGAUAAUAAUUCUCAGGUCUUGGUAAACACCUGUUUUUAUCCACUUUCCUCAUAAAAAUUAUUUAUCAGCUCUCUGUGACACUUAGGUCUCAACUUUUAGCAUCGCCGUGGAGCUGUCAGACACUGUGGAAUUUGGCCUGGCAGCUGGACUGAGGGAAGCAUGCCCAGACAGCUGCCAAGCAUUCCGUCCCUGGCUUCAAAGUGCCCGGCACUUGUGAGAGGCAGCAUCCAAGCCCAGGGUUAGUGUCAAGUCUUUGGAUGGUGUUCUUCCUCCCUGGAGCUAUUAAUGUGUAGAUAAAGCCCUGCAUAGGCAGGAGCAGUGAGACACACAGCUAUGAUCUUGAUGCGUCCUCAGACUUUCCCUUCCCAGCACACUGGAACGCUGACUGGCAUGCAGCCUGCUAUAGAAAAGCGUGAUGCACAAUCCAUCACAAAUAAUGUCAUCGUUAAUUAAAACUACUUUCAUGUGGAUCAGAGUAUAAAUUUCCAAGUUCUUUGUUUUUUAAGCUACAUGAGAAUAAAUUUUUUUUAACUCUCCCUUUUUCUUCAAGUCUGUCUUCAUGUAAGCUUCUGGUUGAAGUUAAAGUGACUUUUAAAGAACACAUCACUGGAGACCCGUGUAAUCAUCUUUAUUGCUGGCUCCUGAAAUCACGUUUUUGCAGCUUUUUCCUGGACCAUCUUCUGGUGGUUAUUGAGGAUGCUUCCAGGACAAUUAUGUGAUUUAAAACUUAGUUUGUGUUUUGUUGUAUUUGUUCAACACUACCUGUAAUAUUUUAACUACAACUGCUUGAUGUAUUAUGAUGUGAAUACAUUUAUGGAAAUUUAUUUUUAAAUUUGUAAAUAGCUUUAAGUUGCUAUGGUGAUAUUUCUUUUAUAAAUCAUCAAAAUAAACCUUUUUAGAUUGA
Molecule: messenger RNA, 2951 nt
Organism: Galeopterus variegatus (Sunda flying lemur)
Lineage: Eukaryota; Metazoa; Chordata; Mammalia; Dermoptera; Cynocephalidae
Gene: SLC17A5
Product: solute carrier family 17 (acidic sugar transporter), member 5
Exons: 11
Coding region: 217-1704 (495 amino acids)
Biological process (GO): monoatomic anion transport; transmembrane transport
Molecular function (GO): transmembrane transporter activity
Source: RefSeq, a predicted model, not a curated record